This is a messenger RNA of Colias croceus (clouded yellow), 1209 nucleotides long. RefSeq lists its product as uncharacterized. The transcript has a single exon. The record is from RefSeq and is a predicted model, not a curated record. NCBI's taxonomy places the organism in Eukaryota, Metazoa, Arthropoda, Insecta, Lepidoptera, Pieridae. The coding region runs from base 1 to 1209 and encodes 402 amino acids. Gene Ontology annotation, molecular function: catalytic activity.
AUGGCCCAACUGCGCUUUCCAGAUGCUGAAAUCGUACUUCUGGGGGACUUUAAUGCAUGUCACCGUGAGUGGCUCUUCCCGUUCCAGAAAACUGACCAUGCUGGGCGAGAGGCCUUCAACUUCGCGACAUCAUAUAACCUCUCUCAGCUGGUCAACGAAGCAACCCGUGUGCCCGAUAUCGCUGGUCAUACAGCUAAUUGCUUAGAUCUACUACUUACAUCCGAUCCGGACCGCUAUGUGGUAGAAGUUUCCGCUCCACUUGGUACAUCUGACCACUGUUUGAUAAAAUCCGUUUCGACAUGCUCUCCUCCUGACCCUACAAUCGGGGCCAAAAGGAGAGUAUGGAGAUACGGUUUGGCUGAUUGGGACGAGAUGAGAAAUUUCUUCGCUGCUUAUCCUUGGCGGCAGGUUUGUUUUUCUACUAACGAUCCAUCGAGCUGUGCGGAUAAUGUCAUCGAUAUUAUUCGUCAAGGAAUGGAGUAUUUUAUACCCUUCUCUGACGUGCACAUCGAUGACAAAGCUCGACCCUGGUUCAAUGCUGAUUGCGCAACGGCUGAAAGAAAUAAGCAACGUGCAUACCAAGCCUGGGCCGAUGCUCGAAUUCGCAAAGCUCCUGACCUCCAUGAAAAAAAGAAAAUAUUCAACAAAGCUGCCAAACUCAGCAAAAAAGCAUUGAAGAAGGCAAGGUUUGACCACAUUCGCCAUAUUGGACAUAAAUUAACCUCUUAUCCUGCUGGAAGCAAGGCAUUCUGGUCUCUUGCGAAAGUGGUUGAAUCCAAUUUCUCUCGACCAUCAAUUCCUCCACUCCAAAAACCCGAUGGAACACUUGCCCAUUCUGCAAAAGAAAAAGCGGAGACCUUUGCUAAACUCUUUGCUGAAAACUCUCGCCUUGAUUCCAUGAACAAAACACCUCCAUCCAUACCAAAUUGCGGUUCAGUUAUGCCUGAUAUAUCCAUUAGGCAAAAGGAUGUUCUACACAUAAUGCGUAAUCUCGACGUGAACAAGGCAAGUGGACCAGAUGGGAUACCAGCUAUAGUCUUAAGGACGUGCGCACCUGAAUUGUCGCCGGUCCUGACUCGCCUAUUUCGACUGUCUUUAAAGUCGGGAAAAGUUCCUAAGUCUUGGAAGCUAGCAAAUGUGCAACCCGUUCCUAAAAAGGGAAGUCGUGCGGAUCCAGCUAACUACCGACCAAUUUCGAUUACGCGGUAG